AUGGACCGGCAAAGGAAGCGCGAGCUGCGCACCCUGAAUAUCAGGGCAUGGGAUGGGGAGGCUGAUAUUCUUGUCGUUUCCAAUUCACUCGAUUCAUCGCUGAAGAAAAAUACGGCCUUCAUCAAGCGUCUUCGGACCGCCAUCAGCCCCGCUACCCUAGCGACUUUUUUACAAGAAAUUCGGACUCUGAGCCUGCACAAGUACCUCUCCGAGAUAAUAGCCGCCUGCUAUGAAGGUCUUUGCAGGCUCAAGUCUCCCGGGGAGAUCGAAGCUGGCGUUGAGAUCGUGAGCGCCCUCCACCAGCGCUUUGGACCGACCGAGUUUACUGAAUACCUCGCCUGGCUGCUGGGUAAGGGAAUGGCUACUCCCGACAAGACUUCUCUCAAGAGUCUGGCCAUCGAAGUCCGCGAGAAAGAAGAAAAGGAAAGAAUCACCCGUCAGAGAGCCCUUCUGCGAGUCAUUACCGAGCUGUGGUUAGUUGGCGUUGUCAGAACCCUGGAUGAUGCCACAAAGCCUGAUGAUGCCACAAAGGGUGCUGCUGCUGGGAAGGCUGUUGAGCUCAAGAAUCGAGCAAGCUCAACCAAGGCUGGUGGUGCUGCCGAACCUUUCCCCCUAGAAGUGCUCAAAGAUCUUCUUGGCUACGACCGGGAGCAUGCCAAUUUGCCACUGCUCGUCAUUUUUGUCAAGUCAUUUAGCUGGGAUAUUUUAGGGGUCAAGCCCACCGGGUCAGACGGUCGGAAAACGGUCGAGGAAGAUGGUGCCACGAGUGGCCAGAACGACAUCGUACAAGUGGUUGACGAAGCCACCGAGUUAAACCAGACUCUAGAUCAGCAACCAUUCACACCACCCGAUAUGGCAGAGCGAUUCAGGAAAGUUUUGAAAAAGUAUUUUGACGAUGUGGCAGCGCAUAUUGUGAGGGACCAAAAGUCUAUCCAAUCUCAAGCUCGUCGAAAUGCCGAAGCCUACGUAAAAUCCGGUGAAGUGUUCGAGGACCGCCAAGCGAACUACGAGAAGCAAGUCAAAGCGCAGGAACGCCUGAUAUCUAAUGCGCAGGUCAUUGCUGAUGCUAUUGGCGCUGAGAUGCCCGACUUGAAAGAGUCGUACGAUGCCCUUGCCACCUCCAGUGGCUCGAUAGGCUUGGUCAAGACGAGCGAGUAUUUGCGAACCAUGGGCGAAGGUGCCGGAAUAUGGACAGAUGAGGAUGAGCGUCGAUUUUAUGAAAAUCUCGUCGAUCUCAAAGGCAAAGUCCCACCGAUUCUACUCGAAGACGGCAGGAGGAAGAAGGUCGACGGCGAGGAACAAGUUGGCAAGAAAACGGACGCUGCCUCAGAAUCCUCGGAUGCGGCAAAGGCCGCUGCUGAAGCUGUUGAAGAUCAAUCAAUGGCGAUAGCUAAUAAGACUAUUGGUGCUCAAGUCGAUGCCUUGUUGGCACGUUUACCAGAACUUACAAACAAGGACGUCAUUGACCAAACUGCCAUUGAUUUUUGCUUCCUCAACUCCAAAGCCUCUCGCAAUCGACUUGUGAAAGCCCUCACAGAAGUGCCUAAGGGGAGAAGCGACUUACUCCCGUCAUGGUCGCGAUUAGUUGCUACACUUGGCAGAUAUAUGCCCGAUGUACCCAAAGGACUUGUUGAUUACCUAGAUGCAGAAUUUCGAAGCUUGCAGAGGAGAAAAGAAAAAGACUUUUUGGGACAAGUCAGGCUCAGCAAUAUUCGAUACCUGGCUGAACUUACCAAGUUUGGUGUCGUACCUGAACAUGUUGUAUUUCAUUGCCUUAAAGUCAGUCUUGACGACUUUUCGCGCAUGAAUAUCGAAAUUUUGUGCAACCUGAUCGAAAAUUGUGGUAGAUACCUUCUCAAGAACCCCGAAACUGCACCACGUAUGGCCAGCUUUCUCGAAACUUUGCAACGGAAAAAAUCUGUACAGCACAUUGGACAACCAGAGCGUAUGCUCAUCGACAAUGCUGUAUACUACGUCGAUCCUCCUGAACGACCUGCUAUUGAGCAGAAGGAACGAACUCCAAUGGAACUCUUUAUUGCGAAGUUGGUGUAUAGCGACAUGACUAAACGCAACUAUAGCAAAAUUCUGAAGCAAAUUCGGAGGCUCCACUGGGAAGAAACUGAGGUUGUGUCUAUCCUUGAAAAAGUAUUUUCCAAACCUGGAAAGGUGAAGUAUGGAAAUAUUCACCUAUUAGGCAUUCUCCUAAGCGCCAUCUACCGUUAUCACCCUGAAUUCGUGGUCAAAGUGAUCGACAAUGUUAUCGAGUCAGUCAACCUGGGCUUAGAACAAAACGAUUUUCGAUUCUUUCAACGCCGAAUUGCAGAAGUAAAAUAUUUGGGAGAACUGUAUAAUUAUAGGAUGCUGGAGCACCCUGUCAUAUUUGACACCAUGUACAAAAUUCUCACAUUUGGAUAUGGAGGACCACCAAUUCCCGGUCGACUUAACCCAUUCGACCCUCCGGAUGACUUCUUUCGUAUUCGCCUCAUCUCUACGGUUUUGGAAACCUGCGGAAUGUUUUUCAAUCGAGGAGCUGCCGGCAAGAAGCUGGAUUAUUUUCUAUCUUUCUUCCAGUACUAUAUUCAAACGAAAUCUUCCCUGCCUAUGGACAUCGAGUUCGUUGUUCAAGACAUCUUUUCACUCACCAGGCCGCAAUGGAAAAUCGCUACCAGUAUCGAAGAAGCCACUAAAGCGCUUCAACUUGCCAUAAUUCAAGAUCAAAAGACUGCCGGUAUUGAUAGGGCUGCAGAAGUGGAUGACGCCACCAGUGGAGCUUCAUCCGACGACGAUAAUGCUGAUGUAGAUGACGUCGAGCAAGACGGUGAGGGGGAUGAAGAAAGUGCCUCGGAAGAUGAUGAGGUUGAGGAUGGAGAUGAUGAGUCUGCCAAUGAUAGUGACUUCAAUGAUGAAGCCAUCGUGGUCACCCGCCAGGAGGAAGUCGUUGACCCCGAAGACGAGGCUGAUUUUGAGCGAGAAUAUGCGAAGAUGCUGGCUGAAAGCCUUGAAUCUCGGAAGUUCGAACGCAAGCCACUGUUUGAUGUGCCUCUACCCGUGAGACCGAAGAACCGAGAAUCGUCGACGGGUGCUCCUCAGGAUCAGGAACCGUCUGCUCCGAACCAUAAAAUGGCUUUUUCGCUUUUGACAAAGAAAGGCAAUCGACAACAGACUCGCACUGUUGAGCUGCCAUCUGAUUCUACCUUCGCCAUCGCUAUGAAGACUCAGCAGCAGGCUGAGAAGGAAGAACAACAGCGCAUCAAGAAUCUGGUUCUCAACUACGAUCUCCAGCAAAGCGAAGACCAGGAAGGUAAGAUUGGCGAAGCCAGACCUGUCCUGUACCGUUUAUUACACUAA
Molecule: messenger RNA, 3348 nt
Organism: Metarhizium brunneum ARSEF 3297
Lineage: Eukaryota; Fungi; Ascomycota; Sordariomycetes; Hypocreales; Clavicipitaceae
Gene: UPF2
Product: Regulator of nonsense transcripts UPF2
Biological process (GO): nuclear-transcribed mRNA catabolic process, nonsense-mediated decay
Cellular component (GO): cytoplasm; exon-exon junction complex
Molecular function (GO): RNA binding; protein binding
Source: RefSeq, a predicted model, not a curated record